Brassica napus (rape) is the source of this 2226-nucleotide messenger RNA. RefSeq lists its product as uncharacterized. The record is from RefSeq and is a predicted model, not a curated record. Bases 1 to 2226 code for a protein of 741 amino acids. The transcript is spliced from 5 exons. Lineage: Eukaryota; Viridiplantae; Streptophyta; Magnoliopsida; Brassicales; Brassicaceae.
AUGUCUUUAUCGUUCAGUUUCCCUCGUCCGACGACUACAAUCGAUGAUCUCGAGGAUCUUUAUAGGACGUACGGGGUUGAUCGUGCCGUCGUUCUCGAUUUGGCCGGCGCAACUGAGACUCCCGAAACUGUACGGGAAGGUUAUUGCGGAGCCUAUCUUUCUUUCUUUCACUCCUGUGGUCUUAUCUUCCCGGUCCCGAAGCCGAUACUUGAGAUUCUGGCGGAGCUUGGGUUAUCGCUUACUCAGAUCCUCCCGAACUUUCUUAGGUAUCUUAUCGCCUUCUUGGUUAGGGCUAGGGAGGAAGGUCUUUCUUCUGGCAUUAGUGAGUUCCGACAGCUCGUUCUGGUGAAGCGGAACCAGCAGAACCCUGGUACCUUCCUUGUGUCUCCGCGCCCAGGUCGCCACGUCAUCGAGGACAUCCCCUAUCGCGAUGAGAAGUGGCGCGAGCAAUUUUUCGUUUUCAAGAUGGAUCGAGCAUCUAUGGGUGUAUUCGACUACUCUCGGCUUCCACGGAGUUGGGCCGAGAAUAUCGCUCCUUCCGGAAGCUCUUCGAUGUCAGACGGGAUUCAUGGUUUGAUCGGGAUUCUUCGAAGAGAUCGUUCGAGCUGGUCUUCGUUCGACCAAACUCGGAUUCGAACCGUCUUUGCUAUGCCGGAGAGAAUCAACAGGGCCCCUCUGGUUGGGGGUUCUGAGGACGAGGCGGAACACUCCCAGGAAGUCAUAGCGACUCCUUCCGUUCAGGCCCAGUCUUCAGAUCGAUUAACUAGACAGCUCGUGAGGAGGUCGUCAUUCCGCACUUCCGGGUCUGCAUCGAGGGGCCGAGCUUCUAGAAAAUCUCCCAUAAUCUCGAUUCACGACUCCGACGAUGAGAACGCUUCGGAAGAGAGACGAUCUCCUGUCUCGUUGAGCCCUGGCUUGGAGGACGAGACCGUUGCGGCGACUCGCAAGCGACGCCGGUCGUCGAAGGGUGCCUUGCCCGGCCAAUCUCGUCCUAGGUUUGUUUCUGAGGGAGAUGGUUCUUUGCUUGCGGCCCAAGGUGACCUAAUUUCCCUCGCUGGUCGCAUGAGGUCUACAGGCUGCCGUCUUCCAUCUCUUGCUUCCUCAGCCGAGAAGGAAGCUUAUGCCAAGGUUGCGGUGGCGAGCUCUAAGGUGAUGGAAGCUUUCAAUGAAUACGUUGUGGUGAUUGAAGAUCACGUCGUGGCUUCUCGGAACGACAACGAAAUCGAGAGUAUUGGUUCCAAGAUCAAGAGGCUUUCGAAGGAGCUCCAAGCCACCAAGCGAGAAGGAAAGAAGGAUGCCGAAAAGAUCGAGGCUUUGACUGAGGAUUGGAAGAUAAUUCACCAGGAGAACGAGGCUCUUAUGACCCAGACGGUUGCUCAUAAGGCAAGAAUCACGGCGCUCGAGGUCGAGAGAGAUCAGGACAUUCGUCGUGCUUCUCGCGUUGCUCGUCGUAAUAUCGCGAAUCGGUACCGGGAAAUCCUUGAAUCCUUGAAGGAUAAGUGGACGAGCAAGAAAAAUGGAGUGUCUGCUGAGAUUCAGCUGCACGAAGUGAUCGCCAACAUCGAUCUUCUGAACGAGCUCAAGGAUGGGGGUCUGACUGUGGACGCAGAGCUUGCUUGUUUAAAGGAUAUGGAAGGAUAUUGUGAGGAUCUCGUUGCUUCAGCCACCGUGUCGGAUUGGUCGAUCUCCGAGCUCGAUCUUCCUCAAGUCUCAGACGAUUCAGUGGAUCAAGUCGGGGGGUCGAACAUGGCUUCGAGAAGAUCAAACCCUCGCGACUCUGAUAGGGUGCGAACUCGGACUGGUAGUGCUAAUGUGGAACGCAUUCGAUCCGGAGACGUGAGCGAAGCGCUCACAGAAGUUCUUCGUGAGGAAACCCGACUUCCGCGGACUUCAACCCAAGAGGCCAAGGACCUCGAGGGUGAAAAAUCUGUUGGUCGUGUUAAGUCGAGUAGCCCAACAGGUUCGGAGGGGCGUGACCGUCCCCCGAAGAAGGCGAAAACGAAUGGUUCGGACCAUCAUCUCGGUGUUUCGGGUGAAGCGGUUGUUGCUAAACCGUUUCAUUGGCAGUUCUCAUACUCCAAGGAUUGUCCUAUUACGGAUGACCCAGACAGUGUUGCUCACUUGGCCAUGGAGGCUAAAAACGAGUUCGCGGCGACUUUGGAAAAACGCCUGCAAGACGUCCCGCGCUCUGACAAGCUUUACGAGAUAAAGAAGGUCGUUCGAUAG